Messenger RNA from Penicillium brevicompactum, 1173 nucleotides. Its product is annotated as 3' exoribonuclease family protein. The transcript has a single exon. Gene Ontology annotation, biological process: nuclear polyadenylation-dependent mRNA catabolic process; U1 snRNA 3'-end processing; nuclear polyadenylation-dependent rRNA catabolic process. The record is from RefSeq and is a predicted model, not a curated record. The coding region runs from base 1 to 1173 and encodes 390 amino acids. Gene Ontology annotation, cellular component: cytoplasmic exosome (RNase complex); nuclear exosome (RNase complex). NCBI's taxonomy places the organism in Eukaryota, Fungi, Ascomycota, Eurotiomycetes, Eurotiales, Aspergillaceae.
AUGGCUUCCUCCGCAGCUGCUCCACCUACGUCGAUUCCGUCAUUAAAUCUUCCUCCAUCCCAAUUCGCCCGACUUCAACCUCACGCCUACUUGCUCGCCCACCUCUCCCCUCCAGCCGCGAGCUCCCAGCCUUCAGUCCGCGCCAAUGGCCGCGCGACUUCCCAAUUUCGUGUAACAUCUGCCAACGCUGGCUCUUUAACUCACACAAACGGCAGCGCAGUCGUACGGAUCGGCGAUACAGCCGCCGUAUGUGGUGUGCGAGCGGAACUACUUCACACUGAUGACAUCGCUUCCUGGAGUGUGUCGAAUGCCUCGUCGGAAGAAGAUGGCGACGCCUCGACCCAAAAAAGAGACUCAAAGACUGAAGACGAGGACGAUCGCGAGCACAUCCAAGAUCUGAACCUACUAGUUCCCAAUCUUUCCUUGAGCACUGGGUGUGCUCCAGGCUUUACAGCCGGUGCGGCGCCCUCUGCACUGGCCCAGUCCCUCUCUCACGACAUUCUUUCUCUCUUGCACACUACCCGAUUCGUCAAAGCGGACGACCUGCGCAUCUGGUAUCAGCCACCGAAUCUUGAAGCGGAGGAGUUCCGCAAUGCGGGCGCGGAGAUGGACGUGGACUCAGAACAAAGUGGUGGACCUGAACCGGAGAUCAAGGCUUUCUGGGUGCUCUAUAUUGAUAUCAUGAUUAUAUCGAUGGCUGGAAACCCCGUCGAUGUGGCUUGGGCUUCCGUUUUGGCUGCGCUGCGUGAUACAAAGCUUCCCAAGGCUUGGUGGGACGCUGAUCAUGAGACAGUCCUUUGCUCGGACAACAUUGCCGAGGCACGAAAACUGUCUCUGCGUGGCUUGCCCAUUUCUAGCUACUUCUGUUCUUUCGAGGCUGACGCCGCGGCUGACUGGCGAUCUGUCGUCAUUCCCGAUGCCGAGGAACUGAAGGCACAGAAGCAAAAGCAAGGUACUCAGCAAAGGUGGAUUCUGGCAGAUCCUGAUGGAUAUGAGGAAGGUAUGUGCCAGGAGAGGGCAUGUGUUGUUGUCGAUGUCGAGGAUGGAAAGACGGUCAUUUUGAAAUUGAAUAAGCACGGUGGCUGGGCAUUGGAUAGUGAAGAUCUACGGGAGCUUGUGAAUGUUGCUACGCAGAGAUGGCAUGAGAUGAAGCGGAUACUAGAUCAAUGCUGA